CUUCUCUAAAAUCAAUUGAAACAAAUAAUUCAGUUGAAGAUCAUGAAUUACAAGUUACGAAUGUGGAAGUUACAGUGAAUAAAAGGAAAAGAGGUUCAAAUCAUACUAAUAUAAAAAAGAGAAGAAAUUAUGAAGAACCUAGCUUGAUCAAUAGUGAUGAAUCCCCUUUAAGAUCAAUUGAAACAAAUAAUUUAGUUGAAGAUCAUAAGCUACAAGUGAUGAAUGUGGAUGUUACAUCAAAUAAAGGAAAAAAAUCUUCGAAUCGUACUAAAGCGAAAGAGAGAAUAGAAAUUGAACCUAGUUUAAUUGAUAGUGACGAUGAGAUAAUUCGAUCAAGUUCUCCGUCUUCUUUAAUUAAAGACAAUUUGCCUUCUAAAAAUAGCACACAACAAAGAGAACAAGCAUCAAAUGCUUC
Messenger RNA from Dentiscutata heterogama, 415 nucleotides. The record is from the annotation of a GenBank genome assembly. Lineage: Eukaryota; Fungi; Glomeromycota; Glomeromycetes; Diversisporales; Gigasporaceae.